UCAUUCUUUCUCUUCUCCCCGACUCUAGUCUAUCGUUGUCGAUUCUCGCUUCGUUUCAUCCCCAGACAGAUACGCCGUGACCAUCGCUUCAGCUCUAAACAACUCGGUUCACUCUCUUGCUCGACCUGUCACACCAGAGUUAUCGCCUGCAAUUGCUACAGCGCAUCUUCCGUUGUUACCGUCGCUUCUUUUGACCUAUCUCGUUGAGCAAACAAUGUGGCUUGUCCUAUGCUGAUGUUGACCAUUUCAAUUCAACAUUCCUGAUUCUCGGAAUAUCCACCACUUUACUCAGAUAGGGCCGCUAUCCGGUUAUCAGUGACAAUCUCGCAUGCCCGGGGGAGGGACACUGGACAAUAUGGCUUCAGGACAUAUCCCAUCUCACGCCCAAUCAUCGCUACCAUCGUUGCCAGCCCAUCUACAAUCAGAUACGCAUUUGACUGCGCAUCUCGCAAGCCGAUUCCAUGUCGGUUUACCAACGGCUCGUCUCUCUUCCCAAGCUUUAAUAUGUCUCAAUACAUACACAACUCCGACCAAAGGUCCAGAUGGCGGCAAAGAGGGAAGUUCGAUGGCAGAGGCCGAGGACCUGGCCAAACGGGCAUUCACUAGAUUGGCUACCCGUGGUGAAAACCAGGCCAUUGUGUUUCUUGGAGAGAAUGGAUCUGGAAAAACGACUAUUCGCUCGCAUAUCCUAUCAUCGUUUCUUUCCUACUCCUCCACACCUCUCUCGUCGAAGCUCUCCUACGCUACCUUUGUUUUUGACGCUUUAACAACCACAAAAUCUUUGACCACUCAGACAGCUUCGAAAGCGGGACUAUUCUUGGAACUGCAGUACGAUGCCUCUUCCUCGGUUAAUCCGACGCUGAUUGGCGGCAAGAUCAUCGAUCACAGACUCGAACGCAACCGGAUUGCUUCUGUACCGACCGGAGAGCGGAGCUUCCAUUCCCUCUAUUAUCUUCUGGCAGGAACAAGUGCUCAGGAAAAGGCUCACUUGGGUUUCGAUAAUCCUAUCCAUAUCUCUACCAACAAUGGAAUGCUCGGUUCGAGCACAGUGAACCAUAAACGAUGGAGAUAUCUGGGUCAUCCCACACAGUUAAAGGUCGGCAUCAACGACGCUGAUGCGUUCUAUCAUUUCAAAACAGCGCUUCGGAAGUUGGAAUUCCCUCGAAGUGAGAUUGCCGAAAUCUGCCAGAUUCUUGCAACUGUGCUACACAUUGGACAGCUGGAGUUUGUUAGCGGCCAGUCUACUGCUACUUCUGCAGAAGAAAGUGGAGGAUACGCGCUCGAAGGUGGUGAGACAGUCACCUCUGUCAAGAAUAAGGAUGUCCUUUCCAUUGUGGCCGCCUUCCUCGGUCUGGGAGUCGACGACCUCGAAGCCAGUCUGGGGUACCGAACAAAGACCAUCAGUCGAGAGAGGGUGACGGUGAUGCUGGAUCCCAGAGGAGCACGACGGAAUGCGGACGAGCUUGCUCGAACAAUCUACACUCUCUUAGUGACUUAUGUGAUUGAGACUAUUAACCAGAGAAUUUGCGCGGCCGAUGACAGUGUUGCCAACACCGUGUCUGUCGUCGAUUUUCCAGGUUUCUCUCAGGCCUCUGCAACUGGAUCCACCUUGGACCAGCUCCUGAACAAUGCAGCGACCGAAUCGCUUUACAAUUUCUGCCUCCAGUCCUUCUUCGACAGAAAGGCCGAUAUUCUGGAACGUGAAGAAGUCUCCGUGCCAGCCAUCAGCUAUUUCGACAACUCCGAUGCGGUGCGCGGGUUGUUGAAGAAUGGCAACGGCCUGUUGAGUAUCCUUGAUGACCAGACCAAGCGCGGUCGAACCGACGCACAGCUCGCUGAAACUCUGAAGAAGCGUUUUGAAAACAAGAAUCCUGCCAUCAUGGUCGGAACACCAGGAACCGGACCUGGUACUCGUCAUGUCUCACCAGAAGCGCGUUCGGCAUUCACAGUACGACAUUUCGCUGGUGAAAUCGAUUACUCUGUGAACGGUCUGGUUGAGGAAAAUGGUGAAGCCAUUUCUGGUGAUUUGAUGAAUCUUGUGAAGUCCACAAGGAGUGAUUUCGUACGGGAUCUUUUUGGACAAGAAACCCUGCAGACGGUCACCCAUCCGAGAGAGAAGACGGCCAUUAUGCAGGCGCAGGUCAGCGCGAAACCGUUACGAAUGCCCAGUGUCGCAAGACGAAAGGCCGGUCCGCCUGUUGCGCAUCCAUUCGAUGCGGAUGAUGCAGACGAUCAUGAGAGCCCUGAUGGCAGCUCAACAGGGAACGCUUCUGCAAGACGGAAGACCGGUCUGAUGACAAACAGUCCUCAAGGCGCAGCUGGUCAGUUCCUAUCUUCGCUUGAGAUAGUUAGGAAGAGCUUGAGCACACCCGAUCUCAACCCUUAUUUUAUCUUUUGUUUGAAGCCCAAUGAUCGUCGCAUUGCGAAUCAGUUUGACAGCAAAUGUGUCCGAGCACAGGUGCAAACUUUUGGCAUUGCGGAAAUCAGUCAACGGCUUCGCAAUGCUGAUUUCAGUGUGUUCCUCCCCUUUGCUGAGUUCCUCGGACUGGCGGAGAUUGGUAAUGCCGUUGUUGGAAGCGAUAGAGAAAAGUGUGAAAUCGUGUUGGAUGAGAAGCGGUGGGCAGGAAACGAAGCCAGAGUUGGUAGUACCGGUGUCUUCCUGAGUGAACGAUGCUGGGCCGACCUCGCAAAGGUAGGCGAGCGUGUGGUCCCUGUCUAUCAUGGCAGGGGCUCUGAAGACGUUGGCGAGGGCUUUCUGCAUCCGCGAACUGCAACGUAUAUGGAUUCCAAGGUCCGGCUCCUCGAUUCGCCCGAUCGGUCACCCUAUGGCGAUGACAACAAGCAAGGAUACUUUGGCGCCCGUGACGUGGAUGGGCGCUCUGAUGCCGGGGGUUCUGCCUUCAACUCCGGUGACAUGUUCCACAAUCUCGAAACGAGAGAGCAGAUGAUGGAGAAAGGCAAUGAAAAGAAAAUGGAAGAAGUGGACGAUGUGCCUCUUUCCGGUAGUCGCAAACGCUGGUUGGCAUUGGUGUAUCUGCUUACUUUCUACAUUCCUGAUGUUGCUAUCAAGUGGCUCGGGCGGAUGAAGCGCAAAGAUAUCCGACUAGCUUGGCGAGAGAAGCUCGCGAUCAACCUGAUUAUCUGGUUCAGUUGCGCAUGUGCCAUCUUCUUCAUCGUCGCUUUUCCUGGUCUAGUCUGUCCCACGCAGCAUGUCUACUCCGCGGGAGAGUUGAGUACACAUAAUGGCAAGGAUGGUCAAAAUUCUUUUAUGUCCAUUCGGGGCGUGGUCUUCGAUCUGGGUGCUUUCAUGCCAUCUCAUUACCCCGACAUUGUCCCGCAGUCUUCGCUAAAGAAGUAUGCCGGUGUGGAUGCCACUAAUCUCUUCCCCAUUCAAGUUUCGGCUCUCUGCCAAGGCAAGGAUGGUCAUGUUGAUCCCACAGUGCUAUUGGACUACAAAUCCACGAACGUUUCUGGGACCGCAACAGCAACUAGCGACACAGACGCCAACUCCAAAUAUCAUGAUUUCCGCUAUUACACCAACGACUACCGUCCUGACUGGUUCUACGAACAGAUGAUCAUGCUCCGGGCGAAUUACAAGAAAGGCUUCAUCGGCUACACACCAGAGUAUUUGACGAAACUGGGGGAUAAAUCGCAAUCAAUUGCGAGCAUCGACGGGAAGGUCUAUGACAUGACCACCUACCUUGCUGGAGGUCGAAGAACGCAAGCUCCAGAAGGAAAGGAGGUUCCGCAGAAUGUCGAUACUGAUUUUAUGGACUCCCUGUUGGUAGACCUUUUCCGACAGAAAUCUGGUCAGGACAUCACCAAGUACUGGCAGAACCUUGCCAUUGAUCAGGGAAUGCGUGAUCGUAUGCAAUUGUGCCUUGACAAUCUGUUCUUUGUCGGCCAUGUCGAUACUCGAAACUCGCCACGCUGCCAAUUUGCGCGUUACUUCAUUCUGUCUAUCUCCAUUAUCAUUUGCGCAAUUCUCGUGUUCAAGUUUGUGGCCGCAAUGCAGUUUGGAAAAAAGACAGUCCCCGAGAAUAUCGACAAGUUCAUCAUCUGUCAAGUCCCGGCCUAUACAGAAGACGAGGAGUCUCUUCGUCGUGCUAUUGACUCCAUGGCACGUAUGCGGUACGAUGACAAGCGCAAACUCCUGCUGGUCAUUUGCGACGGUAUGAUUAUCGGACAAGGAAAUGACCGCCCCACGCCUCGGAUUGUUUUGGACAUUAUGGGUGUUCCAGAAACUGUGGAUCCGGAGCCUCUCAGCUUUGACAGUCUGGGAGAAGGCAUGAAACAGCAUAACAUGGGCAAGAUUUAUUCCGGUCUAUAUGAGGUGCAAGGUCACAUCGUUCCCUUCCUGGUUGUAGUCAAGGUUGGAAAGCCGUCAGAAGUUUCGCGACCCGGUAACAGAGGCAAGCGUGAUUCCCAGAUGGUUCUCAUGCGGUUCUUGAACCGUAUCCACUACAACUUGCCCAUGAGCCCUAUGGAACUUGAAAUGUAUCACCAAAUACGCAACAUCAUCGGUGUCAAUCCUACGUUCUACGAGUUCAUCUUGCAAGUCGAUGCAGAUACAGUAGUUGCUCAUGAUGCCGGAACACGAAUGGUUGCUUCUUUCCUGGCGGACACUCGCCUACUCGCUGUCUGUGGAGAGACAGGCCUGACGAAUGCAAAGACGUCUGCGGUGACUAUGAUCCAGGUCUACGAAUAUUUCAUUUCGCACAAUAUGAUCAAGGCCUUCGAGAGUCUUUUCGGAUCAGUGACCUGCUUACCGGGAUGUUUCACUAUGUUCCGUAUCCGGUCUGCGGAGUCUGGCAAGCCACUUUUCGUGAGCAAAGAAGUCGUGGAAGCAUACGCGCAGAUUCGAGUUGAUACCCUGCACAUGAAGAAUCUGCUGCACCUGGGUGAAGACCGUUAUUUGACGACCCUGCUCUUGAAGCAUCAUGACAAGUUCAAGACCAAGUUCCUGUUCGCGGCAAAGGCUUGGACCAUCGCCCCAGAGAGCUUUGCUGUUUUCUUAUCCCAGCGUCGACGAUGGAUCAACUCUACAGUGCAUAACCUGAUUGAACUGAUUCCGCUUCAGCAACUGUGUGGUUUCUGCUGCUUUAGUAUGAGAUUCAUUGUCUUCGUCGACCUUCUCAGUACCAUCAUCCAGCCGGUGACAGUCGCGUACAUCAUUUACCUCAUCGUCUGGCUCGUGAGAGACACAUCCGUCAUCCCAUACACAUCCUUCAUCCUCCUCGCAGCCAUCUAUGGUCUCCAAGCCCUCAUCUUCAUCUUCCGCCGCAAGUGGGAAAUGAUAGGUUGGAUGAUCAUCUACAUCAUCGCCAUUCCCGUCUUCUCCCUCGCCCUCCCCCUCUACUCCUUUUGGCACAUGGACGACUUCUCCUGGGGAAACACCCGUGUCAUCACAGGAGAAAGCGGCCGGCAAGUCGUCAUCUCCAACGAAGGCAAAUUCGACCCCGACACCAUCCCCAAGAAGAAAUGGGAAGAAUACCAAGCCGAACUCUGGGAAGCGCAGACCUCCCGCGAUGACCGCUCCGAAGUCUCUGGCAUCUCAUACGGCACGAAGUCCUACCACCCGGCACAAUCAGAAUACGGAUUCGGAGGGUUCCCUGGCUCAAGGCCUAUGUCGCAACUUGACCUGUCGCACCAGUAUGGAGCUAGGAGUAUCUCGCGUCCGCCGUCGGAGAUGCUCAGUCGGCAUAUGGACAUGGAGUUGGAAGAUUUGUCGAAUUUGCCAAGCGACGAUACGCUGCUUGCGGAGAUUCGGGAGAUUCUGAGAGCUGCGGAUUUGAUGUCUGUUACGAAGAAGAGUGUUAAGGUAGAGCUUGAGAGGCGGUUCGGGGUGAACUUGGAUAUCAAGAGGUCCUAUAUCAAUUCUGCUACCGAAGCCGUUCUGUCGGGUGCCCUUUGAUGGUUUACAGUCAUCUAAUUCAUUCUUGAAUCUGCGAUGAUGUCUGCGCAUUUCCUCAUCUGUUUAAUCCUCUUUAGAUCUCUUUCGUUCAUGGCGUUCUGUUGUUGUUACAGGCCUGCAGUUGUACAUUAUUCCUGUGUUUACAGCAUAGCAUGUUUCUUUCAUGAUCAUGGUGGAUGGUGUUGGAUUUGCAGUUCUGAAGUUUGGACAGUACAUACAGUCUUAGGGCCUACUAAUAUUUAACUACAAUCAUUCUGUACACGCUUCGGCAUCAUGAGCCUUGGAAUCGCAAUCAUUUUGAAUGAAACAAAUGAGGGUAUAAGAUACGAAAUAUAAACAGUCCAGGACUACAAACCACCCAAUAUAUCACAAACCAUGUACAACCCAGACAACACAUCCCCGGC
Molecule: messenger RNA, 6318 nt
Organism: Aspergillus glaucus CBS 516.65
Lineage: Eukaryota; Fungi; Ascomycota; Eurotiomycetes; Eurotiales; Aspergillaceae
Gene: chsE
Product: chitin synthase class Va
Exons: 4
Coding region: 356-5914 (1852 amino acids)
Cellular component (GO): cell septum; cell periphery; myosin complex
Molecular function (GO): cytoskeletal motor activity; chitin synthase activity; ATP binding
Source: RefSeq, a predicted model, not a curated record